UCCUCGUGUCCGUCUAUCCGUCCGUCCGUCGGGGCGUCCAUCCAGCGGCGCAGAGCCGUUCGCAACCAGGCCCCAGCGGCCCCGGCCCCUCGUCGUCCCGCACCCGGAGCUGCCCGGCCGAGCCGGCUUUGGAGCAGCAGCCAUGUCCAUGGGCCUGGAGAUCGCGGGCACCUCGCUAGCCGUCAUGGGCUGGCUGAGCACCAUCGUGUGCUGCGCGCUGCCCAUGUGGCGCGUCACGGCCUUCAUCGGCAGCAGCAUUAUCACAGCGCAGAUCACCUGGGAGGGCCUGUGGAUGAACUGCGUGGUGCAGAGCACGGGCCAGAUGCAGUGCAAAGUGUACGACUCUCUGCUGGCGCUGCCGCAGGACCUGCAGGCGGCCCGCGCCCUCAUCGUCGUCGCCAUCCUGCUGGCCGCCUUUGGGCUCCUUGUGGCGCUUGUGGGCGCCCAGUGCACCAACUGCGUGCAGGACGACACGGCCAAAGCCAAGAUCCUCUACUCCGCGCCGCGCUCCACCGUCGGGCCGGGCACCGGCACCGGCACGGCCUACGACCGCAAGGACUACGUAUGAGGGGGCAGCCGCGGAGAGUCCCCACCACCCCCACGAGCUCGUGCGCCCACCAGUCCUCCGUGCGGCCUUGCAUCCGAGACCAGUCCACCCAGAUGCUAGGCAGCUCUCUCGCCGGACUGGGAGGGGCCCGCCCGGUGUCACCCUCCCCAGCUGCCACCCCUCCUCGGGCCGGGGAGCGGGAUUGCGGAGCCCAGAGACCAGUCAGCACGGACCAUGAAACCU
Molecule: messenger RNA, 790 nt
Organism: Sus scrofa (pig)
Lineage: Eukaryota; Metazoa; Chordata; Mammalia; Artiodactyla; Suidae
Gene: CLDN3
Product: claudin 3
Cellular component (GO): bicellular tight junction; membrane
Molecular function (GO): structural molecule activity
Source: RefSeq, marked provisional